AUGAUCACAAAGCAUAGCCGGAAAGGCAAGAAUCGUCCUCUCAACAAGGAAGAGAAGGAGACGAAGGCGAAAUAUGAGCAACGACGGCGUCGGCGUUUGUGUUUGGUCAAAAAGGCCGGGGAAUUGAACGCAAUGUGCCAGAUGAAAGUCUUUCUCCAGGUCACCGACCAGGCAGGACAACGUACCGACUAUUUCAGCUCGGAGAAAAUUUCGGAUACUUGGCCAUUCUCUAAGCAGAAAUUGCUCCAAGAUCCCAGCGUCCGCCAGAUUACGCUCGCAGGUAGGGCCAACAGGCAGCGGUCGCUACAGUCUAGAGAUGACAGGAGGGAAGAAGAAGAAGAGGAGGAGGAGGAGGAGGAGGAGGAGGAGGAGGAGGAGGGGGAGGAGGAGGAGGCAGAUGCCCCAACCGAAGAAGCAUCGAUCCCUAUGGCGAGCGGCUCUGGCAUACACAAUAUCUUUCACAUCGUCGAUCAAAUGUCUCAGGUUGGAGAGCGUCAAGCUUCGCUAUGGGAGGGCAUGAGAUCGGCGCUCACGUGGUCAAAGUCUUCAGCGAUUCCUAAGCAUCAGUCAUGCAACAGUGGCGGAAUAAGAUGA
Molecule: messenger RNA, 594 nt
Organism: Cladophialophora immunda
Lineage: Eukaryota; Fungi; Ascomycota; Eurotiomycetes; Chaetothyriales; Herpotrichiellaceae
Exons: 2
Coding region: 1-594 (197 amino acids)
Molecular function (GO): DNA binding; protein dimerization activity
Source: RefSeq, a predicted model, not a curated record